AUGUCACAGCUGACCAUCGGACAUCAGAUAAGACAAAUCAAGCAAAGCAACCGCAGGAAGUACCUAUUGAAAGUACCACAAGUCCUCAAGAACCGCACAGACCCUCAGGUCUGCGGGGAAACGACCUGCUAGACGACAACAUAGAUACGUCGUUAAGCAAAAGGACAAACAACAAGUACAUCACUAGCGUACACGCGGCAACAUCUGAAUAGGCCAAAGUACUGAAUAGUACGCCUAUAAAUACUGCCGUCCCCAUUCAUUUGCGGACACGUUCAAUACAAGUACAAUUCUUAACCCUCUCUACUUUCUCUCUCUAGAACAUUAUCUCAUUCGCUGACUUAGGCAUCGGAGGGGGUUUCCUCGGUUAAACCCCCGAGGUUAGCUUACGUUCGUUCUGUCUGACAGGGCAGCAUCACCAAGCAGGGCUCCUCCAGUUCCACACCCGGAACAAUCACUAUUUGUGAAUUGUGAUCAAGCUCACAUUCUGUGAACUGUUGUUUUCUUUGUGUAGAGCAUUUAUAAAGAUGUUUUACUACUUGUUUAAAUUUUUUAUACAUCUCUUUUACAUAUUGUGCACUAAAACUACAUUUAUUCUGGCAGUGCUAACUAUUACUGCCAUUUUAUCUUUACCGCUGCAAGUGGUGUGUUUUCUUGCUACCCGUUUACUUCAAUUUGUUACACGUACACGGUGGAAACUAUUUCAAAGUCUCAAAAUAUAAGCUCUAUACCCGCUCUAGGAUCCUGGGAAGUAUGUUGAUAUUAACACCCACACUUGUUAUUUUGUUUGUGAUUGCCAAAACUGCUACAGGCUUAAAACAUGCUUUGUUUGCCGGAUUACCAAUAGCAAAUUGGAUAAUCAUAUACUUCUAUUUUAUAAUUCUGGGCAUCUAUGCUUUCAGCUUUUCCCUUUCAAAACUCACAUAUGCUUUGUUACCCUCAGUAGUCAGUGCCAUUGCAUCAUACAGAUAGUGGCAUCAAUGUGAAAGAAGGAGUGGCUGAGAUAGUUGAUUGUCUCAUUUUUUGGAUGGCCGAGCAUGAGGUUAUGAAACGUGUCCCUGAUUUGGAGCAUCACACAGUACUAGGGUUGCACACUCAGAAAUGGAUUGAGAAACAUCAGAGAAAAUUUGAAGCGACUUGUUGAGGUCGGGGACCAUUCAGAUUGGGGCUAUUUUGAAGAGAAGCUGCAUGAAUAUGUGGACUGCUCAGUGGAAAUAUCAUUAGAAACGAUUGAUACAUGGAUGGAAAGGGCACGUUACAACUGUCUGUACAUAGCAAACACAUUAAGUAGUGCGACGGAGGUUGCAGAUUGUUUGAACAAAAUUAUCAGCUGGCUUCUAAUUGCUGCCACCAUCAUACUGUGGUUGUUGCUAACCGGACUGGCUACAACAAAAGUAUUUGUCCUCAUCGCAUCACCAUUACUAGCUGCAACUUUCAUAUUUGGAGAUACUUGUAAGACUCUUUUUCAGGGGAUAAUGUUUGUAUAUGUGGUGCACCCUUUUGAUGUUGGUGAUUUAUGUGCGAUUGAUGGAAAACUGAUGGAGGUGAGAACAAUCGGCGUAUGGAAAACAACCUUCUCAAUAAUUGGUACGCGGGAGGAAGCGAUAUAUCCAAUUUCAGAGCUAUCCACUAAAAAUAUCAUUAACUACAAGACCGAUUUUGAUUGGAAUGACUACGUUGAGCUUGAUGUAGGUUCCUUGGCCGAGGAAAGCAUCAAUAUUUUGAAAGAAGAAAUUCGAAAACUUCUGGAUGGUGAUAAAGAUAAAUUUACACAAAGUUUCAACUGGGUGGCUGUAACAUUUGGAGAUAACUUCAAGAUAGCAGUUAAUUUUAGACACAAUGUGAACCUUAAAAACAACACUUACUUUGAAUGUCUUAAGGAGAAGCAAAAGCUACGGUCCGAGUUUAUUUUUCGAGUAAGAAGACUUCUAGAUCAAAAGGAAAAUGCUGGAUCCAAAGCUUCUACAGAGAAUUGAAAUGAGAGCUUCCCAGGUUAUGUGAUGAGAAAGCUAGCAACUAGAGUUUCGGAAAUCACAUGGAAGCUGAAACUACCUGCAAUGUACAUUUAAUUUGUUGAAAUAUGUUGAAGAGGUUAGGUUUUAUAAAAUCGUUUCAGCGGAAUUAUAACAUUUUCAUGGUCUCAUGUACAUAAUUAAUAUUAACGUAUUUCACAUAAUGUACUACUAGGAACUUGUAUUUGUAGGUUUUUUUUCUACAUUCCCUAGGGAUAUAAGACAUGUGUGACUGUAAUAUGGCUAGAGUGGAAUUAGAAUACAUUGUUGUACACUUGUAGUCUUGUACUAGGUGUUCUGGAACCAACGAGGUUUUGACCUAGUGGUUAAAACUGAGAACUCGUGUACGAUAUGUCUUAGGUUUGAUAUUCCCUCCCACAUUUGUAAUUUAUAUUGCUCUCAUCGCUCAU
This is a messenger RNA of Spinacia oleracea (spinach), 2419 nucleotides long. RefSeq names its product mechanosensitive ion channel protein 5-like. Bases 1239 to 1973 code for a protein of 244 amino acids. Gene Ontology annotation, biological process: detection of mechanical stimulus; monoatomic anion transport. Lineage: Eukaryota; Viridiplantae; Streptophyta; Magnoliopsida; Caryophyllales; Amaranthaceae. The record is from RefSeq and is a predicted model, not a curated record. Gene Ontology annotation, cellular component: plasma membrane. The transcript is spliced from 6 exons. Gene Ontology annotation, molecular function: mechanosensitive monoatomic ion channel activity.